This is a messenger RNA of Haliotis rubra (blacklip abalone), 3362 nucleotides long. Its product is annotated as lysophosphatidic acid receptor 6-like. Gene Ontology annotation, molecular function: G protein-coupled receptor activity. Bases 871 to 1950 code for a protein of 359 amino acids. The record is from RefSeq and is a predicted model, not a curated record. The transcript has 2 exons. Gene Ontology annotation, biological process: G protein-coupled receptor signaling pathway. NCBI's taxonomy places the organism in Eukaryota, Metazoa, Mollusca, Gastropoda, Lepetellida, Haliotidae. Gene Ontology annotation, cellular component: plasma membrane.
CGACGCUGUAAAGCCUGGUCGAUGUGAGGCACUGGCUCACUGCAACGAACGUACGCCUCUGAUCAAUGCAAUUAUCCACGGGCUAAGAGUACAAGCGUGGUUGUCGGUGUGUGAUGCUCCUGUGUGGAAGGUGUGUCGACAGUUACCACAACUUCUGUUAUGACUAAGGGGUAUUGUAACUACCUCGACUCCCACGGUCAUUCAGUGACAAGAACUCAGAAACCGCUGAGUCUCCAAACACUUGAUACUGGUGUCAAAUGUUGAAGAGAACUACUCUCCGACAGCAAUAUUUACUUGAAGCAAGAACGAUCACUUCAAACCCUUUUGACAGUUAAAGACGUUCGGCUGAAGACGUGUUGGUUUUACCCUUACCAUUAAUCUCAGUGGAAAACGUAUUCACCAAAUCGGAUGUUUGUGCAUCGAUAACUCCGCUAAUUCAUUUGAAGGAUGGAGCAUCUUUUGUGAUAAAUGAAGGACAUUUAUUGUAAGUAACCUUGAAUCAUCGACCAUAUUUGACAAAUGAGGAGACUAGAUGUUUGUUUGAAGGGGGUGUAAACAUCUUACAUCGUGUUGUGUUCACAUGUACUGAAUGGGAGUGUUGUAGACAACGAUGUGAUCAAUAGGACGACACGCCUGCUAAUGUGAAUCUUUGAAAGCAAAAUCAAUGCUAUUUGUUUGAUGCUACAUACAAGGAACGGAAUGAGUCAAGGAUACCUAAUGCUCAGUGAAAGGUUCUCAAGCCUUUAUACGUAGUUGUCGAGAGUGUGACAACGGUGUUCAAAGACUGUCGUCGGUUUAUCCAGUACCGUCACCACCAAGAAAACACCAACGAAUAGGACCAUUGAAGUACUUGGCGCUCAGCUUUUAACGAUGGAGACGUCGACAUCUUCCUGUGUCGACUGCCCGACUGACGACAUCUCUACGGACAACCCCAACGUCACCGACAACAUUUCUUACUACGACUUCCCGAACAGUGAUAACGUGUUUCAGACAGUCGCUAGCAUGUUUAUUAAAUACGUCACUCCAACUGACGUAUUUGUUGGCCUGGUAGCCAACAUUGUGUCGAUCCUGGUGUUCGCCGGCAAGGAUCUACGGAAGCUGUCCUCGAGUGUGUACGUGCUGUCUGUGCUGUCGGCCGACAUCGGAUUGUUGUUGACGAUGUCGUUUCAGUGGUUGGAAACGCUGGGGUACAAAUUCACCCACAAACCAGGGAUAUGCCAGUUGUAUGUGUACUUCCAGUAUGUGUUUAGUUUCCUGUCCGUAUGGUUUAUGGUGUGUAUUACAGUAGAGAACUACAUCACUAUAUGUCAUCCGAUGAGGAUCAGGACUCUUUGCACUCUCACCCGAGCACGUGGAGUUGUUAUAUCGUUACUGGUAGCCGCGCUGGUGAUCUAUAUGUUUUAUAUAUUCUCAACCCACGUUGCCACAAAUGCUUAUUCCAACGUCCCCACGUGUCAACCAAAACCGAGUUGGGGAACUUUUAUGAAAAUAUUCACCCUUGUAGAUACUGUUCUGACGCUGUUGUUGCCGUUCCUUGCAAUGAUGUUUAUGUUGGUGGCUAUAGUCUGUGCUAUCGUUACAUCCCUGAGGAAGAGGAGAAAGAGGACAACGAGGGAGAAUCAGAGAACGUCGUCAAGCUGCCCUCAGGUCCGUGUGGCCAAGAUGCUCUUUGCUCUUUCCCUCACCUACCUGCUGCUCAACAUUCCCGUCCACAGCGUCAGGUUGUACGCGCUCACGGUGGAUAUUCUAGGUUGUACACAAAAUAGUUCCAUGUUACUAAGUUUUAUCCUGUUGAUUUUUGAGCAGGUAUCUUUCAUCAAUUUUUAUGUGAAGUUUUUCUUAUUUUUCGCCUUCAGUGCUAAUUUUCGGAAGGGUGUUUUUGGAGGUGGAUGUAGACGUUGCCAGGUGUAUGCUCCGGUGUCCCAGACAACGGAGGGAACUAAGGUGUGAGGCAUCUGCACUUGGGACAGUAGUGUGUAGGGUGUGGAUAAUAGCAACACAGUGACACUCGUGUCCAGCCUAAGGGAAAAAGCGAAACUCCGUGUUCAGACCUAGUGAAAGUGUGUGACUCAGAGUACAGGCGAAAGGUGUGUGGCACAAGGAAAAAAGAGACCGUUACUGUUUCAAAAUUUCUUGGACCAACAUCUUCGUAUUGUGUCAGUUUGCAACAAUUUGAAAGUGGAGGAAGCGUACUAAAGGAACCUGACAUCGUUCGGGAUUAAGUAAAGUGUGAACGCACAUGGACAUACGCGUGAUCCAAGUUAAUUUCCUACUUUCCUACACAUGUGGCGUUGAGACAAAGAUGUAUUCUUUGAAACUAUUUCGCCAUAACCAGAGGCAUGUUUGCCAUGUGCCAUGUGAGAUUUGAUUGAUGAGGACCAAGAGUUGUGUGAGUGUUUAUGGUUAUAUUGCGUGGUUUUGACAUAAUUCUACUCACUGUGGUUUGGGUAUGAAACGGACAGUGUUCUGGACGAGGUCAGUGUAUGACCAGGACGUGAAAGGUAUCUGGCCAGUUUGGACCAAACGCGUAAGGGGCGUGUCCGGGAAAUGACCCGUGUGUGGCUAGUGCCCCAGAAUUAGGCAAUAUGCCACGACAUGCCAGGGUGUGACCAAUAUCAUGGACGGUCAUCGGCGUGGUAAAGGUGAAAUGAUGAUGUAGCCAUAAUGACGUGUUGGUGCAUCAAAUGUCUGGCAAGUGUCUGGGCAGGUUGUGACUAACGUGUACAGACGUACAUUAAGGAUAGGGCUACGAUCUGGUGAUAGUGUUCCCAGGGUGUGUGUGACUGUGUGACCCGGCUGCCUGGCAGAGUGACGGCUUGGUUUAGAGAUGCUUUGGCUCAGGAGCUCAGGACAACGACCAGAACGAAUCCGUACCCUCCCAGUAGGACAUCGCGUUGGGUUAUUUCAGUACAGUUAUUACAUGAGCUAUAGUAAUAACGAAUAUCUCUUGUCUCAGAUUGAAAGAAGAAAUACAUAAAGCUGAUCAUUCUUACAACAAAAUGACCAUGGAAGAAGAAAUAUGUUCCCUUGUCGUCACAUCGUUCUGUAUGCAUGUGGUGCAAACAAGACGACAAACUCUCUAUAAUUGGAACUAUAAAUGUGUUUGCUUUACCACCGAGGAAGUAUGGUGAAAUGGAACGCACAUGCGCAGAAGAUCCUAGCGUAACGACCCCGAUACGCUACCCAUCUGCGCAUGUCGGUGUACUUACCCAUCGGUGUACCUCACCAUCGGUGUACCUCACCAUCGGUGUACCUCACCAUCGUGCCACAGGGCAACAACUUUGCAUGCUAGUUACCUCGGCCACAGCGGGCGAUCUUCUCAGAUUUCGUUCAAUGUCUUCGACAAUAAAUACAUGUCUGUU